GGUGGUGGUGGUGGUUGUGUAUUGAUUGAUUGUUGGGGUGAGGUGGGGAGAAGCUUUACCCUGCCAUUUGGUGGGUCCUGAUUGGGCUCUCAGGGGGGGAAGUUUCCGGCUCUCCCGCCCUGUUUAUCGGCCGGCCCCUUCCAGCUGGUGCAUAUCAUAACUGGUGGGAGGAUCCCGUGCGGGAACUUUGUCAGCGAACAAUGAAUGAUGCCGUACCACUCGAGCAGUCGAGUAUCGGUAGUACCGUAGAGCAUCGGUAUCGUGGACAGAGUCCAUAGUCCGUUUCCGAUCGGGCCAUUUUUUGACCCCAUCUAACAUGGUGAGGCAUAGAUUUAUUGUUCAUGCACGAUAGGGUAUUUGUCGUGUCGAUCCUUCCUCAUAAUACGGUACCGUAUUAUGAUAUCAUAGUACUUUUUAUUCCCCCCAUUGCUUUUGUACCCAUUCUCGUGCAACAAAAAGAUAAACAAAGAUAACGAACGAGAGGGAGACACUCCUUUCGACACCGAUGGGACUCGAACCCACAGUCUUUGCCACCGGAAAGCAAUGCGUUAGCCAUUACGCCACGGUGCCGGAGUGGGGAGGUUGAUCUGGGUGCAAUUGUCAUUGAACUGGGGGAAGGUGAUGCUUUGUGUUUGGGUCUCGCGGCUUGCCUUUCGGUAUCAUAUAUCCUACCGGGAGUCUGUUCGGGGGUACUCGAGUACUUGGGCUUGUUUCAUCCGCGUGGGGGAUAUUGGUUUGGAUUCUUUUGCUUCAUUGAGGGCGUGGAGUGUGGCUUUGGUGGGUUUAUUUGGCCGCUCGGGGGGUUUUGCCGUUGAUCCUUGCGGUAGAGAUUUGCGGUUAGGAUACUCGUGCCUGUAGACUAGCAGACUACUCGAGUAGUUCCUUCGGGAUCAUCACUACCAUCUGACUGACUGUUUGGAGCCGGGCUUCUUAAUGGAAUACGGUACCGGUAAUUGGACACCACACUUCUCGCACCUGGCCCCGUGCGCUCGACCACUCUUCGUUACCGGUAGCGAUUCGGGGCAAGACAUCCUUUUUGCCCGCAGCGUCCCGAAGAGCGGGAGAGGAGGGAGAUCCGAGGCUUCCUUCGCUAUAAUUCAGUGCGUCCACAGUUUUGCAUGAAAAUCAAACCGGCAUGAUACCUGUAUCGCAACCGGAUGUUAUGAUCUUCAGUGGAAUUUGGAAAGCUGCGGUUGAUAGGUUCAAGUUGAGACCCUUCAGCGCUUCAACCCCACUAACAAACAUGUCGCGCCCCCCGAUUACUACCGUAAGCUGAAUACAACCCUUCUCUUCCCCCAUCCCACCCUCUCUGUUGGCCCACUCAUCCCCUAUCAAAACCUCGUCUGGGGACCGGUAGCAGCCAGAGAGCGUGAGAAAUGAGCGAUCGUGAAGUCUUGGAUGACAUUUCCCACCGUCGCUUUAAUCCUCUACGUGGAUCAUGGAUUCUCGUUUCACCGCAUCGCGCGAAGCGACCAUGGCAGUAAGAAUUGAGAUUCCUGUGCUGUUUUUAUGGGGAUGGAGGGGCUAAUAGGGUUAUAGGGGUCAGGAGGAAACCCCCUCUAAAAUGUCGCUUCCGGCUUUCGAUUCUUCGUGUUAUUUGUGUCCUGGAAACACCCGGGCAGCAGGCGGCACCACACCGGCAUACUCGGGGACAUUCGUUUUCGUUAACGACUACAGCGCUGUGAAGGAAGAUCAGCCCGACUAUGUUCAACCAAGAUCCGGGGGUAGGUCCAUCUUGCAGGUUGGACGCAGGGGCUUACCACGGGGGUUAUUCCGACAGACAAGUCCUCACUCCUCCUACAAGUCGCCGGUGUUCGAGGUAAAUGCUACGUGAUAUGCUUCAGCCCAUCCCACAACCUCACCUUGGCAGACAUGCCAGCCGAGAUGAUAGCCCCAAUCAUCAAAACCUGGACGGCACUUUACACAUCCCACCUCCCCAAAUCAUCCCCAUACUACCGGGCGCCAGCGGCAGAGCUCGGGAUUACGGCCCCCAGAGACCAGUAUACCUACAUGCAAAUAUUCGAGAACAAAGGUGCUGCUAUGGGCUGCUCGAAUCCCCAUCCCCAUGGUCAGGUCUGGACCACCACUAGCGUCCCCGAGGAACCCAGUUUGGAGAUUCGGAACAUGAAGGAGUACAAGCGCAAACAUGGGACUGGGUUAUUGAAGGACUAUGUGGAUCUUGAGAUUGCAAAGAUGGAGAGGGUCGUGGCGCUUAAUGACUAUUUUGCGGCUCUGUGCCCUUGGUGGGCUGUAUGGCCGUUCGAGACUAUGAUCGUUUGCAGAAGAGAGGUGCGUAGCCUUCCGGAGUUGACGGAGGAGGAGCGAGCUGGGCUCGCAGGAAUUAUUUCUAUCGUCACGAAGAAGUACGACAAUUUGUUUGAGACAAACUUCCCUUAUAGUGAGUAGAAUAAGCUAGAAGCUGCUGGCCUGGCCAACUAAUCGUGCUACGAAAGGUAUGGGGAUACAUCAGGCGCCACUUGACGGUGACCCAGAGGACUGCGAGGCAUGUCACCUGCAUCUACACUUUGUCCCCCCACUGCUCCGUAGCGCUACAGUGAAGAAGUUCCUCGUCGGGUAAGAGUUCCCCGCCUCUUUAUAACCUCGCCGCCCACUAAGAAAGUUAUAGAUACGAGCUCAUGGCCGAGCCGCAGCGUGAUAUCACGCCGGAACAAGCAGCAGAGAGGCUGCGGAAUCUCAGGGGCGAUGAGGUUUAUAGGGGAAACUGAUGUAUAAUACUGAAGCAUGAACUCUUAAUAGGAGACCUGACUACUCUUUUAUUUCCGGAUUUUAGGGGGCGUUUCUUUUUGUGUUGUUGGCCAGUGGGCUUUUUUUGGCAUCGCGCCAGGAGUCACUAGCAUUCGAGGUCUACGUUCAUAGACACCGGAUGCGGUGCGUGAUAAUCGUACUGUUUUUUUUCUUUCACUUCUGAAUAUAGUGAGGUGCGGAUUUACAGCGUUUCACCGCUCGACUGAGCAGAAU
Tuber aestivum (summer truffle) is the source of this 2979-nucleotide messenger RNA. The record is from the annotation of a GenBank genome assembly. NCBI's taxonomy places the organism in Eukaryota, Fungi, Ascomycota, Pezizomycetes, Pezizales, Tuberaceae.